AUGUCGUCAAGGUGCCUUCUCUGGUUACCGCUGUCCAACACCCACACGGUACUCACCAAUCCCUUGUUGGCUCCAUUUCGUUCUCCAUCAUACCCCAGAGCGGUUUCUCCACCUCUUAUUACUGCCUCUACAGUCGCUGCCAUCAUCUCGCCUUGUCUGCUUCUUGUUUCCCCCGCCAUCUGCUCUUCUGCUACUCGCCACUUAUUCACCUCCGCCUUGUCUCCCCGUUUCUCGACACAAUCUGCUCCCUUACCCUCUUUUCCAGAACAACACCAAAAGCACCACUACACUAUGACAGCCGUUGAACGCCUUGCUGAUGUUCUCGAGAAGCCCUCUGUUGAUGAUCGCUCUUAUCGUGUUAUCCGACUCCCAAAUAAAUUAGAGGCUCUGCUUGUUCACGAUCCCGAUACUGACAAGGCAAGUGCUUCGGUUAAUGUGAAUGUUGGCAAUUUUUCAGACGAUGAUGACCUACCAGGAAUUGCUCACGCUGUAGAACACGCUCUUUUUAUGGGAACAGAAAAGUACCCAAAAGAAAAUGCCUAUAAUCAGUACCUGGCGGCACAUUCAGGCUAUUCAAACGCAUAUACAGCAGCAACAGAAACAAACUAUUAUUUCGAAGUAGCUGCCACAGCGACUUCCCAAUCCAAAAGUUCACCGGAGAUUCCUCCAGCUACUGCUGCAUUUCCCGCAGAGGUGGAGCCACUGACCGAUGGCCUUUCUAAACCGCCUUUCCCUAGUAUUGCAGACAGCGCAGCAUCCUCCUCCAAUGACUUGGUUCCCCCGCUUUAUGGCGCUCUUGAUAGAUUUGCCCAGUUCUUCAUUGCUCCGUUGUUCCUUGAGUCUACUUUGGAUCGCGAGCUAAGGGCGGUAGACUCGGAGAAUAAAAAGAACCUUCAGAAUGAUGCCUGGAGACUUCUGCAACUCAACAAAUCGCUUUCAAAUCCCAAGCACCCUUACCACCACUUCUCAACAGGAAAUUUGAAAACCCUAAGGGAUGGACCUCAGUCACGUGGUAUAAAUGUACGGGACGAAUUCAUACGUUUCUACGAAACGAACUACUCUGCAAAUCGUAUGAAACUAGUUGUCCUUGGACAGGAAUCUUUGGAUGAGCUGGAAGGCUGGGUUGCGGAAUUGUUUGCCGACGUCAAGAACAAAAGCUUGCCGCAAAAUAGGUGGGAUGAUGUUCAACCGUUUACAUCAGAGAAUUUGCAGAAGAUCUGCUUCGCAAAACCAGUCAUGGAUAGCCGGUCUUUGGACAUGCUUUUCCCUUACCAGGAUGAGGACGAUAUGUAUGAAUCAAAGCCCUCCAAGUAUAUCAGCCACUUGAUUGGCCAUGAAGGACCCGGUAGUAUUCUUGCCUAUAUCAAAGCGAAGGGUUGGGCAUACGGGCUUUCUGCCGGUGCCCUAGCUCUUUGCCCAGGCUCUGCUUUAUUCACCAUCUCUGUCCGUCUUACAGAAGAUGGUCUGAAACAUUAUGAAGAAAUUGUUAAAGUCAUUUUCCAGUACAUCUCCUUGAUCAAGUCACGGGCACCUGAGGAAUGGAUUUUUGACGAGAUGAAAAACCUUGCAGAGGUCGAUUUCAAAUUCAAACAGAAAUCUCCGGCAAGCCGUUUCACAAGCAGCCUUAGCAGCGUCAUGCAAAAGCCCUAUCCGCGAGAAUGGCUCCUCAGCGGCCCAAGCUUGAUUCGGAAAUUUGACGAACAAGCUAUCAGACGUGGCCUCGACUUUUUCCGAGCGGAUAAUUUCAAUAUUGAGCUUGUUUCUCAAACUUAUCCAGGAACCUGGGAUUCUACCGAAAAAUGGUACGGUACUGAGUACAGAGUCGAGAAGAUUUCUAGUGAUAUGCUUUCCCAAAUCGAGCGUAUUCUACAGGCUCCGUCAAACAACCCGCUACCGGAACUUCACCUACCGCAUAAGAACGAAUUCGUUCCAACACGGCUCGAGGUUGAGAAGAAAGACGUGCUCGAGCCAGCAAAGAAGCCUACGCUUAUCCGGAAUGACGACCGUGUCAGGGCAUGGUUCAAAAAGGAUGACACAUUUUUCGUUCCUAAAGCAACGCUUGAAAUCACUCUUCGGAAUCCGUUGGUAUACGCAACCCCUGGUAAUAAUGUCCUUACCAAGAUAGCAUGCGGUUUAAUCCGGGAUGACCUUCAAGAGUAUUCCUAUGAUGCCGAGCUGGGUGGACUUGAUUAUAGUUUAUCGGCGAGUGUUUUUGGUCUCGAGGUGACCGUUUCCGGCUAUAAUGACAAGAUGGCAGUCCUCUUGGAAAAGGUACUCCAUAGCAUGAGAGACUUCAAAGUUAAGCCAGACCGUUUCAAGAUAGUUAAAGACCGGAUGACCAAGGGCUUCUCCAAUGCCGAAUUUCAACAACCAUACCAUCAAGUUGGAAAUGUGACCAGGUACCUGACAGCAGAGAAAGCAUGGAUUAAUGAGCAGCUUGCUGCUGAGCUGGAGCACAUCGAAGCCGAAGACGUGGCCGCUUUUUUCCCGCAACUACUCCGCCAAACCCAUAUCGAACUUCUGGGUCACGGCAAUUUGUACAAGGAAGAUGUAUUGAAAAUGGCAGAUUUGAUUGAAUCUACAUUCCAUGCCCGCCCAUUGCCCAAGUCUCAGUGGCACAUGCGACGCAACAUAAUCUUCCCUCCAGGCAGCAAUUUCGUCUACGAGAAAACGCUGAAGGACCCAGCAAACGUAAACCACUGCAUUGAAUAUUAUUUAUUUGUGGGAAGCUUGAUGGACCCGCAGCUGCGUGCCAAAUCUCUCUUAUUCGGUCAGCUUACCAACGAGCCAGCAUUUGACCAACUCCGAACACAGGAGCAGCUUGGGUAUGUUGUAUGGAGUGGUGUGCGGUAUGCAGCCACGACGCUGGGCUAUCGCGUUAUUAUCCAGAGCGACCGAACCAACCAAUACCUGGAGACUCGUAUUGAUGCGUUUUUAGCCGGCUUUGCAGAGACAUUGGAUAAGAUGACGGGGGAGGAGUUCGAGGGCCACAAACGCAGCCUCAUCAACAAACGGUUGGAGAAGCUGAAGAACCUGAACUCCGAAACGGGCCGGUUCUGGUCGCAUAUCGGAUCGGAGUACUUUGACUUUUUACAACACGAAACAGAUGCAACGAUAAUUGCAGAAUUGAGUAAGGCGGAGAUGAUCGAGUACUAUCACCAAUAUAUCGAUCCAAGUUCCCCAACUCGUGCUAAGCUUUCGGUGCACCUAGUCGCACAAUCUCAAGCGCAUAAGGCUGUCGGAUCCGAUGCUACGACGGAAGAGCGAAAGGCGAAGCUUGUGGAGCAGUUGUCGGUUAUCCUAUCCUCGUCCUCGAUCGAGUUCGAUAACAACAAGUUCAAGUCGUCGUUUGCCAAUGUGGAAAUAACCAAUUGCAAUAGUGAAACUAAGGAUGCUAUCAUGUCUACGAUCAAGGGUUUCCUGGAAGCCGAAGUGAAACUGGACGAUGAGAAGGUUGCCAGCAUUGUCGGCCCGACAGCCAACGUCCUUGAUGAACUGCUGCAAGUUGUUAGCAUUGUGGCGUCGCUUGAGGCAGACAAAGUUGCUAACGGGGUUGCUAAUGACACUGUGAUGACAAAAUCUCAGAGUGUGAAACCGACGUACAUCACCAACGUUCCUGAGUAUAAGGCACGCCUUGAGAUCAGCACCGCUCCGGCACCAAUCGUGGAUCUGAGCGAAUUCGAGGAGGUCGAUGCGAAGUUGUAA
Messenger RNA from Paracoccidioides brasiliensis Pb18, 3705 nucleotides. RefSeq lists its product as uncharacterized. Gene Ontology annotation, cellular component: mitochondrion; cytosol. Gene Ontology annotation, biological process: peptide catabolic process. Gene Ontology annotation, molecular function: metal ion binding; metalloendopeptidase activity. The transcript has 2 exons. The record is from RefSeq and is a predicted model, not a curated record. The coding region runs from base 1 to 3705 and encodes 1234 amino acids.